Eufriesea mexicana is the source of this 392-nucleotide messenger RNA. RefSeq names its product ribosomal protein S27 (gene RpS27). NCBI's taxonomy places the organism in Eukaryota, Metazoa, Arthropoda, Insecta, Hymenoptera, Apidae. The transcript is spliced from 2 exons. The coding region runs from base 88 to 345 and encodes 85 amino acids. The record is from RefSeq and is a predicted model, not a curated record. Gene Ontology annotation, cellular component: ribosome. Gene Ontology annotation, biological process: translation. Gene Ontology annotation, molecular function: structural constituent of ribosome.
GUUCUUUUCAGUUCAUAACGUUGUUGCAGAAACACGUGGUGAAAAGAGUGAUUAUUGAAUUUAAAGCGAAAUAUUAACGCUAUCACAAUGCCUCUUGCUAAAGAUUUCCUUCAUCCAAGUCCAGCUGAAGAAAAAAGGAAACACAAGCUAAAACGACUUGUACAAAAGCCAAACAGCUAUUUUAUGGAUGUGAAAUGUCCUGGAUGUUAUGCCAUCAAAACUAUUUUUUCACAUGCACAGAAAUCAGUAGAGUGCGAUGGAUGUCGUACAAUAUUAUGCACAUCUACAGGUGGCAAAGCUCGAUUGACAGAAGGUUGUUCAUUUAGGAGAAAGGUCCAGUGCUAAUCUAACAGUGGUUAGGGCAACAUAAUGUAUACAUUUCUCUUUAUAUU